AUGUUUAGCUCCCUCGCUUUGGCGCUGAGCCCGUGGUUGAUUGGACGCGUUUCCGGCGCGGUCCACGACUUGUUUGUGGGCAAUCUCAUGGACCCGGCCCGCAUCUACUCUUUGUCGUUCGACGACGCGACGAACGAGUUCCGCCGCAAUGGAAACAUCACCGCCGAUGCGAGCCACGCCUGGAUUGGGUUCGAUGUAAGUCGAGUCUGGGUGAAUCUCGACGAGUGUUGCAGCUGA
Messenger RNA from Lasiosphaeria miniovina, 237 nucleotides. RefSeq lists its product as uncharacterized. Lineage: Eukaryota; Fungi; Ascomycota; Sordariomycetes; Sordariales; Lasiosphaeriaceae. The coding region runs from base 1 to 237 and encodes 78 amino acids. The record is from RefSeq and is a predicted model, not a curated record. The transcript has a single exon.